Aspergillus alliaceus is the source of this 1815-nucleotide messenger RNA. RefSeq lists its product as uncharacterized. The transcript is spliced from 2 exons. Lineage: Eukaryota; Fungi; Ascomycota; Eurotiomycetes; Eurotiales; Aspergillaceae. The coding region runs from base 1 to 1815 and encodes 604 amino acids. The record is from RefSeq and is a predicted model, not a curated record.
AUGGCCAGAGGGCUCUUCAUGGGAAAACCGCGUGCCCCGCGGGAAACAGACAUCUCCAACCCCAUCUUCAAGUAUUCCGAUACGCUACCACGAAAUAAUAUCAAGGCUUUGGCGAAUGGUAGCACGACUUACCAUCGUCCUAUCCAUCCAACCCAUUCGGACUCCCAGCGUCCUCAAACAGCGGAUGGACGCCAGCAGGAGCACAAUGUAGAGAUACCAGGUCCCGGGUUCGAUUUUCGCAUCGCGGUGCCUCCCGCUGAAGCCAUCUCAUCGCCAACAGCCAGCGAGAAUGGCUCGGAGGAAAAUACGAUCGGGAUCGCUCUAGGUAGUCCCCGUUUGGUGGAUAGACAAAACACCUUUUCGCAAAUGCAGGAGAAAGCGCUGGAAGCUGCACGCGAACGCCCCAAAGCCCCGCCCCUCCAGCGAAAGCCGAGCAAAUGGAGGAAAAUCGGCGGCUUGUUCAAGGCGAAGAAUGCCGUAGCCUCAGGCGCGACCCAGCCGUUUUACCAGGUCCAGGCUCAUGGCAGUCAGGAGGCGCCUCUUCCGCAGGGUUCUUCUCAUUCUAUUGACUAUCAGUCUCGCGAAGAGAAGUCCAAGCCUAUCACGAAUACAGAGGCUUGGCCGUGCCUACAGCUGGAGACCAAGCCGGACGGAGAGAAGCAGCAAAACACCAAUGGUGUAUGUAGGUCUGCCCAGGAUAAGCAUGAGCCAAAGUCGGGGUCCUUACUGCAGGUUGAUAUCCCCAGUGUUGAGAUGGAACGAUACAGCGUUAUGUUUAGCGCGCUGCUCGACAAAAAAGAGCCCACCCCGUUAAACAGGCGCAGCAAAACCCUAGAAGACAGGAACGCCCCCAAUACCGAGGCGUUGCCGCCAUCACCAGAAUUGUUUCCGCCUCGACGAAGGGCCACCUCGCCAGCGCGCUCAAAUUCCCCCAGACUCACAUUAUUCCCAACAACACAGAAAAGCAAAGCUUCAAAAGUCCUUGGCACCCAAAACCUACCGCGAGGUCCCAGUCCUUGGCCCCGGAACCAAGUCUCUAGGGCAGAUUCGCGUCAGGAAGACUUGUCGGAUGAAGAAGACCAUAUUUUCCUCAUGGUUCGCAAAGAAGCCCUGGGCUCACAUAAGCACCAGGUGUCAGUAUCCUCUAUUAUCUCGACCACCACCACCGGCUCGGAAGAUGAAAAAUUUCUUCUACAAAAGCUCAGGCCUGUUCAAACCUACGUCGACCCUCAAGGGGAGCCUCAAUGGGAGAUGAUCGACAGGAGAAAGCCCUCUAUCAACGAAGCAAAGCAGAAAUCAACACCGACGCUCUCACUCAAAACUCAAGAGCUAUCACCCGAACCAGCUCGCGCCGACUCAACCGCAUCAUCUCCGAUUCUCUCGCCUCUUGCUGCUGUCCAGCAAAGAUUUUCCCCGCUAUCUCCUUCGGAAAGCAGCAAAACGGCAGUUUCCCCAGCAGACACUCUCCGCAUGCCACUCAGUAAUGAGACCAAGAGCGAAGGUAGCAAGGCGACAGAUGAACCCGUGAGUCCCAUCCCAGACCAGGAACCUGAGCCUGAGCCAGAGUCAGACUCAGAACCCGAACCCGAGCCGGACCAAGAACCAGAGCCAGAGCACGAAUCAGCCGAACCCCUCCCGGCCAUAGAAAUUUCCAUCGCAAGGUCCGUCUCCGUGUCAAAGAGAAAGCAAGUCUUAGUCCCAGUUGGGCGUCGACCCGAUCGUCUCGCUCCCAGGGCCCGAACUCCCCAGGUGAUGAACGGGCAAUACGGCCAUCGACAUGGCAAUUCUCAAGAUGCACGUAUCGAAAGCGUAUAA